AUAUACUUGCUUAUAGCAUCUUUAAUAUGGAUGAUUUAUUUUGGUGCAACACAAACAGACGAAGAUCGACAGCCUGUUUUGAUCGCCAUUGCCUGUUUUAGGGCGAUCUUUUUGCUUUACUCGCCUUUGUACAGUCAUCACUCUACAAACAUUUACCGUUCAUUGCUCCGUUGUUUCUCUCAAUUUUAAUAGUAACAGCUGACUUGCUUUUUUUUUUGCGAAGCGUUGAAGAAUUUUCAGGGCCGCUCACUUCGCAAUGUGUUCUUCCUUCAUCCUAAUCAUUUACACUGUAUUACAUUCCAUACCGUUAUUCGUCUCAAUGAUUGUUUUGACAUUAUUCUCUAUAGUCCACGAAAUUUUGUAUGCGUAUGAACUCGGAUUGUACGAAGAUGCGACAAAAAUUGUAUGCACUGCAGUACUGCAUUUAGUUGUUCACAUCAUUGCCAUUCAAAUAAGUUUUAUGGCUCAAGUUCGGGACCGUAGUACCUUCUGGAAAUUUGGACAACGUUUGCUAGCCAAACGUGAGGCAGAAAUAGAAAAAUCUGCCAAAGAUUCUAUGAUACGCUCCGUAAUGCCGGAGACGAUUGCGGAAGAAAUUGUUACCAAUAAUUUUCGAAAGAAAGAGUUGACUUUUCGUCCAUUUCGAAUGCAUCGUAUGGAAGACGUCAGUAUACUGUUUGCUGAUAUCGUUGGAUUCACUCAAAUGUCUUCAAACAAAACUGCUGAGCAACUAGUUGGCCUUCUUAGUGAUCUAUUUGGCCGAUUUGAUCAACUUACGGCUGAAAAUCAAUGUGAGAAAAUCAGUACACUUGGCGAUGCAUAUUAUUGUGUUGCAGGCUGCCCAGAACCAAUACCCGAGCAUGCAUUUUGCUGUGUGGAUAUGGGAUUAGCUAUGGUAAAAACCAUAAAGGAAUUUGAUGAAGAAAACAAUGAAGAAGUUGGUAUGCGUGUUGGUAUUCACACUGGUACAGUUUUAUGUGGAAUCAUUGGUAACAAAAGGUUUAAAUUUGAUGUUUGGUCCAAUGAUGUAACUUUGGCUAACAAAAUGGAGACAGCUGGUGUCCCUGGUAAAGUGCACAUAACUCAAGCCACAAAAGAUUUUCUUGAUGAUUCUUACAUUUACGAAGAUGGUAAUGGAAGCAGUCGUCAUGCUGCCCUCGAAGGCAUAACAACAUACUUGAUUCUUGGCAAGAAGAAAAAACAUGAGAAGAAGAAUUCAAGUCGUCAUCAUAAGUCUGACAAAAAGGCAGAUGAGUCCGUUAAGAAAGUGUCAAUUCGUAUUGACAAAAAUGAUGUUAUGCCUUCAAGUGAUCAAUCUAAUUCUUUGUCAGUUCAAGUGCAACCAGAAAAUAAAAGUCCUAGAGGCAGCUUAAAACAUCAACAUCAAGUUGAAGAAAUAUUGGAUUCAGAUAUUCUCAAUUCAUCUUAUACAUCAGAGGAAGAGUAUGCAUAUUAUAAUGGUCGACGACCAUCACAAGUACUUGGUGGUACUAUUAAUGAAGCUAUUGCUCGAUUCAGACUCAAAACAUCCAAUGACAGGGAACUUGUGGCCUUGAUUAGAGAUAAUGAGAAUUCCUUUGCAAAUCCACCAUUAGUAACAGGCUCAUUGUGGUUUCGCGAUAGAAGCUUAGAAAAAUCAUAUCAUAAGGAAGGUCAGGAUACAACACUUUUAAGUCCCACUGUUAGCACAUUUGCCUCACCUAAGGUCAACUUUUUAUUUGAUGUUUUUCUUUCUAAUCUGGUAUAUGUUUGUGUUGUUGUUCUAAGUUUUACAAUGCUCAGCAUGGUUGGUGAUAUUUCCAUUGCAAACUACCUUGUAUUUGUUCUCACAUUUUUCUUGGAAGUAUUCUUCCUUAUUUUUAAUUAUAGCCGCUCCUAUCCCCAGCAUAUGAGUUUGUUUUCUUCAUUUUCAAGACUUCCAGGCUGGCUGUCUAGUCAUAUUUCGGGUUCUUUAUUAAUGUGCUUGCCGGCUAUUACAGUUUUACUCAAUUUCACAGUUUGUGGCAAAAUAAAGAUAAGAGACUUUGUCACUUUUAGUGCAGAUGUUAUGAUAGUCACCCUGAUACAUUUUUGCAACUUUACACAACUGACUUCCGUUGUAAAGUCAGCUUUGGUAGCAGUAUUCGCCAUUAUCUUCAUCAUCAUCCCAACUUCAGUUGGUGAAUGUGACAGUGUUGAGAAACACCUACAGCGUGAUAUGAUUCCAACACUCAUUCUUCUUAUAAUUUUAAUAUUUAUCUUGAAUUAUCGCAAUGACAUUGGUGUGCGAAUGAACUUUCUUGUUGAUGCAGAAGCUGCCAAGGAUAAGGAAAAUGCAAAAAUGAAUAAAGCACAAGCUGACUGGUUGUUAGGAAGCAUUAUCCCUAGGCAUGUAAUUGCCGAGUUGCAGGAGGAAAAACUUUAUUCCAGAAAUUAUGAAAAUGUUGGAGUUAUUUUUGCAUCAAUUGUGAAUUUUGAGGACUUUUAUGAAGAGAAUUUUGAAGGUGGCAAAGAGUGUAUCCGUGUUCUAAACGAAUUGGUUGGUGACUUUGAUGAUUUACUGGAAAAGGUUCAGUUUUCGGAAGUAGAAAAGAUCAAAACUGUAAAUGGCUCAACAUUCAUGGCUGCUUCUGGUCUCAAUAAUUCACAGGGUAAUGGAAAAGGGAAAAAUCACUUAAAACAACUUAUUGAAUUUGCAUUAGCAAUGAUGCAAGAAAUUAGAAAAUUCAAUGAUAAUAUGCUCGGGUUUGAAUUCAUACUGCGAGUUGGAUUUAAUGCUGGUCCAGUAACAGCUGGUGUAAUUGGAACUAACAAAUUGUUUUAUGACAUUUGGGGUGACACUGUGAAUAUUGCUAGUCGAAUGGACUCAACUGGAGUUGACGGACGGGUGCAAGUCAGCGAAGCAUCAAAAAAUCUUCUUGAAGAAUUCUUCACCUUUGAAGAACGUGGUGAGAUUCCUGUGAAAGGCAAAGGCAAAAUAAAAACGUUUCUUCUCGUGUGUCCUAGCCAUGAUUCUCUACAUAUUGAGGUCAAAGAUUAAGGAAAGCUAGCGUCGUUGUGAUGAACUAGAAUUAAAUUUUGAUGCUUUGACAUAAAUCAGAAUCAGCUAAAAGGCCAUUCGAAAGCUUCGAUAUUUUAGGAAAUGUUAGGAAAAAAGAAAUUCUUAUGUAAUUGCCAGGCUAUAAUAGAAAUGGUCUUGUGCAGCAUGUACACGAUAAUCUUUUUAUUAUUUUAAUGAACAUUCUUAUCCUUGAGAAUAUUAAUGACGAUUCUGGAGAAUUUCGUCGUAAGAUGUAAUGCAAUUAAAACACUUUACUAUUUUAUGUGUGUAGCUUUAAUGACAUAUCUAAAUGUAUUUUUUAUUCUUGCGAAAGUAUAUCUUUCAAAAUAAAGGUCUUCCCUUUUUGA
Molecule: messenger RNA, 3387 nt
Organism: Xenia sp. Carnegie-2017
Lineage: Eukaryota; Metazoa; Cnidaria; Anthozoa; Malacalcyonacea; Xeniidae
Product: adenylate cyclase type 9-like
Exons: 2
Coding region: 257-3019 (920 amino acids)
Biological process (GO): adenylate cyclase-activating G protein-coupled receptor signaling pathway; cyclic nucleotide biosynthetic process; intracellular signal transduction
Molecular function (GO): adenylate cyclase activity
Source: RefSeq, a predicted model, not a curated record